CACCAUAGAAACACUCUUACUAGAAUCCCUCCCUAGUAACAUACCCUCCUGUUUCCAACCGGCCUUUUACUUUCCGUUUCUUCUCCUCAUGUUUUCUGUUUCCUCUUACAUUAUUACUUAACUAAUCAAAACUACCACCAUCAUCAUGCCACCCUGCAAACAAAUUCCUAACCGCUUGCCCCCGCAAACAAAACCCUCUCCGUCCUUCUUCUUCGUUUUGCGCUUUGUCAAGAAUUUCGAGUGCCGGAAUGGAACAGUUCCGGCAUAUCGGAGAGGUAGUUGGGAGUCUGAAAGCGCUUAUGGUUCUGCGCGAUGAAAUCCAAAUCAACCAACGGCAAUGCUGUUUGAUCCUGGACAUAUUCAGUUUGGCGAUGGACACGAUCGCAGAGGAGAUGCGGCAGAACCUGAAGCUGGAAGAGAGGAACAGCAAAUGGAAGGCUCUGGAAUCUCCUCUGACAGAGUUGUGCAGGGUUUUCAAGGAGGGAGAGCAUUACAUAAAGCAGUGUUUGGAUUCCAAACAUUGGUUGGGGAAAGCCAUUACCCUCUCUCACCACCGAGACUGCGUGGAAUUCCACAUCCACAACCUUCUCUGCUAUUUCCCGGCGGUGAUCGAGGCGAUCGAGAUUGCAGGGGAGAUUACGGGUUUAGAUCCGGAGGAGAAGGCAAAGAAGAAGGUGAUACUGGGUCGGAAGUAUGACGUGGAAUGGAAGGACCCGGAGCUGUUCCAAUGGAGGUUCGGGAAGCAGUACCUGGUCCCGCGCGGGAUUUGCAAGAAGUUGGAGAACGCCUGGAGAGAGGACAGGUGGAGGCUCAUCGAGGCCAUCAAGGACAAGACUGCGAAGGAAGGUGGUUCAGCUGUGUUUAGGGAGAGCGAGCAUGGCCUCGCUGAUAUGCUCCUCAAAAAGCUUCUCAAUGGGUCGGAGAUCGGCCCAAUUGCGGUGCUUGUUGGGUCCAAAGGUUUCCAGGAGAGACGGAGGUUGGGCCACCGGAAGGACUUCAAGGAAAUCCAAUGGUUGGGGCAAAGUUUCGCGAUGAGGAACUUUCAAGGGGAGAGAGAAGCACACCAGACUGAGGUCUCCUCUAUUCUCUCGCUUUCACACCCCAACAUAUUGCAAUACCUUUGCGGGUUUUACGACGAGGAGAAGAAAGAGUUCUCUUUUGUGAUGGAGUUAAUGCAAAAGGAUCUGUGGACUUACAUGAAAGAGAUUUGUGGUCCUAGGAGGCAGAUUCUAUUCUCUAUCCCUGUUGUGGUGGAUCUCAUGCUUCAGAUGGCCAGAGGAAUGGAGUACCUGCAUUCCCAAAACAUUUUCCAUGGACAACUUAACCCUUGUAAUAUUUACCUCAAAAAAAUGAACUCCCAAGAGGAUUAUUUUCAGGCAAAGGUUGCAGGCUUUGCCUUGUCUUCUGUCAACAAUGCUAGUCCUGACGAUACUGCCAUCCAAGACUUUAACCCUUUAACCUGGUAUGCUCCUGAAGUUCUGUCCCGUUUGGAACAAAAUAAUGGUGGUGCUUCUUCUAAGGAAGCCGAUGCCUACAGCUUUGGGAUGAUAUGCUUCCAGUUGUUGACAGGAAAAGUGCCUUAUGAAGAUAACCACCUUCAAGGAGACAGAAUUAGACAAAACAUAAAGGUCGGUGAGAGACCUUUGUUUCCUCACCGUUCCCCGAAAUACCUUGUGAAUUUGAUCAGGAAGUGCUGGCAAGCUGACCCUGGUCAGCGUCCCAGCUUCUCCUCCAUCUGUAGGAUUUUGCGGUACACCAAAAAAUUCCUUGCCAUGAACUCAGAGGCCCAACUCAUCAACCCUGAGCUCAACUUUCUUGAGGUUCCGCCUGUGGAUUGCUUUGAGAUAGAGACAACGUUCCUAAAGAGCUCUUCAACCGAGAGGUCAUCUUGUGUGUCCGCUGUGUCCCAGAUACCCUAUGAAAUGUUUGCUUAUAAGGUUGUGGAGAAAGAGAAAAUGAAUCCUAACAACAGUACUACCAAAGAUGAAUGCUGCGAGCACCACCAAAAGGAUGUGUGUAGGAGUGAAAGUGAUGACCCAAGUACAGAGUGCGAUGAUGAUAACGCCUCCAUAGUGAAAGAUCCGCUCCCUCAAACAACCCAUCCUACAUCAGUUUGCAGUGACGCACAGUUUGUUUCCUCAGAAUUCCCUUACAAGAAAACGGUUAGAAUAAAGAACCAAACACACGUGAAGGCAAAGAAUGAACAAGAAAAACAAAUAUUGCGGAAGACAAAAUCAUUUCGACCUUCUUUAUCGAAUCGAGUUUCAAGGACGAGAAAGGUGAAUACACCAUCAUUGCCACCAAGCAAUUUGAGUCCAAGUAAAAGACUAUCUUUCCUGGGGUCUCAAUCGGAUCGCAACUCCAAAGGGAAUCGAUCAGCGUCACCACCAGCAUUACCAUCAGCAUCACCAUCACUACCCAUUCCUUCAAGGAAAAAACACGAUGGCCAUUUGUCGGAAACUAAGACCAGUGUAAGGUUGAAAAAAAUGGAUCAGUCGACAUUACCUAGAUAUGGCAGCAUGACAGAUAGUUUAAGGAUGAAGAAGUCACAAAUGACGUUGAACCAAUCUUUGAGCGCGGGAAGAAUGAGACGUGCCAACACUGAGAUCGAUUUGAAGGGGCUCACGCGAACCAAUCUACUGAGCACUCCAAGAACAUCCACAAGGAGCAGAAAAGGUGGUAAUGUCUCAGUUUCGGACAACGGUUCAAGGAUGUCAACAGGUGGGUUUUCGCCGUGGGCAUUGAGUCCCAAAGCCCCCAUUUAAGGACAAAUAAAGCAACCUGUCAUAUCUCUGAGUCCGAAAGCAGUUUUGUGAAGAAAAGAGGAAGCAUGUCACCGUUCGCAACUUGUGGCCAUGUCUCGGAUUAAGGCCCUUUUGACUUUCACGAUUUGAGGUGAAAGAUUCUCAUGUUUUGAGAUUAUUUGAUUAGUCAUCACCUUACCUUUCUUAGCUGGCACAGUUCUGGUCUUUUUACUGUUUCUGCGUCAUGCAAAUCUUCCCCACGUUUAUAUAUGCUCCUCCUUAACACAGGCAUAUAUGGAAACUCAAAAUGUAGCUUUUUGGGGGAAGGUUAGAAGUAUAGUUUCAUGCAUAGUUGUAUUAUUGGCAAUCUUUUGGAGGUUUCUUGUGUUUUAGCAUCUCAACUUUCAGUGGAGGGGAGAUAUAUGUAUGUAUGAAUUAUUGGAGGUUGCCUCUCCAA
This is a messenger RNA of Vigna angularis (adzuki bean), 3201 nucleotides long. RefSeq lists its product as uncharacterized. Gene Ontology annotation, biological process: protein phosphorylation. The record is from RefSeq and is a predicted model, not a curated record. The transcript is spliced from 3 exons. Gene Ontology annotation, molecular function: protein kinase activity; ATP binding. The coding region runs from base 249 to 2765 and encodes 838 amino acids. Lineage: Eukaryota; Viridiplantae; Streptophyta; Magnoliopsida; Fabales; Fabaceae.